Messenger RNA from Vanrija pseudolonga, 2094 nucleotides. RefSeq names its product External alternative NAD(P)H-ubiquinone oxidoreductase B1, mitochondrial (gene NDB1). Gene Ontology annotation, molecular function: NADH dehydrogenase activity; calcium ion binding. The record is from RefSeq and is a predicted model, not a curated record. Lineage: Eukaryota; Fungi; Basidiomycota; Tremellomycetes; Trichosporonales; Trichosporonaceae. The transcript is spliced from 6 exons. Bases 1 to 2094 code for a protein of 697 amino acids.
AUGCUGCUCAGACAGCCGCUCGGCGCACUCCGCCUCGCGCGGCACGCAGCAGCCCCAUUAACUGCCCCGCUCGCGCUGGCACGCGCCUCGCCCGCCCCCAUCACACGCGUCGUCACGAGCAGCACCGGGCUCGGCCUCGGCGCAGCACGUUUCUUGUCCUCGUCGUUCGGGGGUGCCUCAUCGCGCCAGCGCCCUCGUGCCGGCCCUCGUCCUCAGCCACACCCCACCUCGCCCAUCCUCCAGCAGGCCCGCGCCAAGUGGUCGUUCGCAAAGUAUGGCUUCCUCGAGUCCAAGUUUGCCGACCGCCACCCUUACAUCGCAAUGAUCAUCCGCCUCGUCGGCUCGGUCAUCUUUGGCGGCCUCCUCAUCGUCGGCUGUAUUUUGCUCCACGACAUGUUCACCUACUCUGACCGCCAUGUCGACCGCGUGCCCUCCAACCCGCUCUCGCUGCACCCCCGCCGCGGCGGGCCAAAGAACCUGCCCAUCAUCGAGGUCAACCUCGACGACGAGGAGGACGAGACCAAGAUCGCGAUCGGCAAGAAGCCCCGCCUCGUCGUCAUCGGCGGCGGCUUUGGCGCCGUCGCCCUCAUCCAGUCGCUGCCCCAUGACGCGUACAACGUGACGGUCGUGUGCCCUACCACCUACUUCAACUUUACCCCGCUGCUUCCCUCUGCCUGCGUCGGCACUGUCGAGGUCCGCUCGCUUGUCGAGCCGCUUCGUAAGAUUAUCGCCCGCGUGCACGGCCACUAUGUCUGUGGUGAGGCUGUCGACGUCGCACUCGGCGAGCGCCUCCUCGAGGUCGAGCUCCCCGGCGACGGUGGACCGACCCGCGCCUACCUCCCGUAUGACAAGCUUGUUGUUGCUGUUGGGUCCAGGUCGAACGACCACGGUGUCAAGGGCCUCGAGAACUGCUACCAGCUCAAGACGAUCCCCGAUGCCCAGGCUGUGCGCCGCAGGAUUAUGGACAACCUCGAGACGGCGUCACUGCCUACCACUACCCCCGAGGAGCGCAAGCGUCUGCUCUCGUUCAUCGUGUGCGGUGGUGGACCCACUGGUGUUGAAUUCGCUGCCGAGCUCGCCGACAUGCUCAACGAGGAUGUUGCGCAAUACUUCCCCCGUAUCCUCAAGGACGACAUCAAGGUUUCCAUCAUCCAGAGCCGUGACCACAUUUUGAACACUUACUCGGAGAAGAUUUCAGAAUUUGCCGAGAAGCACUUCUCGCGCACCAAUGUCGAGGUUAUCGCGAACGCUCGUGUCCAGGAGGUGACCCCAGACCGGGUUAUCCUCACACAGAAGGAUGCCGACGGCACCAAUGUGCUUAAGGAGAUCGAGGCCGGCUUCGUGCUCUGGAGCACGGGAAUUGCUAUGCAGCCCUUCACCAAGCGCAUGGUCGAGCAGCUGCCCAACCAGUUCCACUCCAAGGCUGUCCAGGUUGACGCGUACCUCCGUGUCGAGGGCGCGCCAAAGGGAACCGUCUACUGCAUUGGCGACGCCUCUACUAUCCACCUCGACAUGCUCAACGACCUCCUCAAGCUCUGGGAGAAGUUUGACAUCAACAAGGACAACAAGCUCGACGUCAACGAGUGGCACGCCAUGGCCAAGUACAUCAAGAAGAAGUACCCCCUCACCUCGGUCAACCUGCAAAAGGUCCACGACAUCUUUGUCGAGUAUGACAAGGACCACGAUGACGCCCUCACACUCAACGAGGUCGCCGAAAUGUUCCAGGCGCUCGGACGCAAAGUCACGACUCUCCCCGCCACUGCCCAGGUUGCAAGCCAGCAGGGCAAGUACAUUGGCAAGAUGCUGUCCAAGCUCGCCAAGGCGGCGCCUACGCUCAAGGCCAACGACAUUUGCGACCUCGACGACGAGGCCUACUUCCACCCCUUCUCGUACGCCCACCUCGGCAGCUUGGCGUACGUUGGCAACUCGGCCGUCUUCGACUACUACGGUUACUCGGCCGCCGGCGGCAUUGUGGCCAUGUACGCGUGGCGCAGUGUGUACUGGGGCGAGCAGUCGUCGAUGCGCACGCGCUUCCUUCUCAUGCUCGACUGGAUCAAGCGCGGUAUCUUUGGUCGCGACCUUUCCAGGUUCUAA